This is a messenger RNA of Candida dubliniensis CD36, 918 nucleotides long. RefSeq lists its product as uncharacterized. The record is from RefSeq and is a predicted model, not a curated record. Lineage: Eukaryota; Fungi; Ascomycota; Pichiomycetes; Serinales; Debaryomycetaceae. The coding region runs from base 1 to 918 and encodes 305 amino acids. The transcript has a single exon.
AUGGUGGGUCUUACAAAGGAACAGCUAACCACGUUUAAAAGAGAAGGAAUGUUAUGCAUUCCAGAUUUUCUUACCCCGGAGCAAAUAACCAAAUUGUUGGACGAAUCAAAAACACUCUUAUCUGAUUGUGAUUUAUCUACCCAUCCAAAAACAACAUUCAAAACUGCAGAUGACGACCACAUUGGAGAUAAAUAUUUUUUUGAGUCGUCUGACAAGGUAUCUUUUUUCUUCGAUACCGAUGCGUUUGAUAAAGAUGGGAAUUUGCAAGUGGAUUUAUCCAAGGCAAUAAAUAAAAUAGGACAUGGAUUACACAUCCAUAAUCAAGUAUUUCGAGAAACUACUUUUGAUGAGAAAGUUCAAGACAUUGCUAAGAGUUUGGAAUUUAAAGAUCCCAGGGUUUUACAAAGUAUGUGUAUAUUCAAACAACCAACAACAACAGCGUCCAACAAUUCAAGAGAUAAUGCUGUUCCACCUCAUACCGAUGCUACAUUCUUGUAUACUGAACCUCAAACUGCCGUCGGCUUUUGGUAUGCGCUAGAGGAUUGUACUUUGGACAAUGGAUGUUUAGCAUAUAUUGCAGGAUCACAUAGGAAAUACCCUGUGACGAAAAGAUUUGUCAGAGUUGAUGGUGGUGCCAAAGGUUGUAAUUUCAAAUACUUGAAUGAUAAGGAGCAAGAACCUGUUACUGAUGGGGAGGAGUACAAAUAUGUUCCUUGUAAAGCUGGUUCUUUGAUUUUAAUUCACAAUUCUGUCUUGCACAAGUCUGAAAAAAAUGCUUCUGCUAAGUCACGUUAUGCUUAUGCAUUUCAUGUAAUUGAUGGUACCGCCCAUUACGACGAGUUAAAUUGGUUACAAGUCCCUUAUACUGGGGGUACUGGUUUUUCAAAACUAUACAAUAAAGAGCAAGUCAAUAAAUAG